UAACGCCAAGUAUUCGAAUCGAGGUAUAAAUAGACGAAACGGAAUCACAGGGCAAUAAAAUUUUACCGUAUUCGCAAAAAACCAAAACAGCAUGAGUCUACAGGGCAAAUAUACCUUCGUGAAAGACGAAGGAAUGGAUGAGUUUUUUGCAAGCCUUCCCCCCGACGCUUUGAAGGCUGCUGCCUAUAAAGAAUUAGAAAUAACCGUUGGCGAUGGCGUCAUUAUUGCCAAAAGCCCUGAACGCGAAAAGAAGUACGAUAUUACUCAAACGGUUGAAGAAACGUUUCCUGACGGCAAGAAAGGCAAGACAACCGCUACAUUAAAAGGUAACGUCUUGACCGUGGAAACUGUAGGCGAGCAGGGCUUGUUUAAAAGGAUCUUUUCCGCAACUGCGUCGGGAUUGGAAGUGGUAGUGAGUAACGGCAAAGCACAAGGCAAGCGCAUCUUCUCGAGGGUCUAAACUGUGAAAUGUAUUUAGCGAAAUAAAAUAAUUUAUACACACCUG
Cylas formicarius (sweet potato weevil) is the source of this 505-nucleotide messenger RNA. RefSeq lists its product as uncharacterized. The transcript has 4 exons. NCBI's taxonomy places the organism in Eukaryota, Metazoa, Arthropoda, Insecta, Coleoptera, Brentidae. The coding region runs from base 92 to 460 and encodes 122 amino acids. The record is from RefSeq and is a predicted model, not a curated record.